Messenger RNA from Alternaria postmessia, 783 nucleotides. RefSeq lists its product as uncharacterized. The record is from RefSeq and is a predicted model, not a curated record. The coding region runs from base 1 to 783 and encodes 260 amino acids. The transcript is spliced from 2 exons. Lineage: Eukaryota; Fungi; Ascomycota; Dothideomycetes; Pleosporales; Pleosporaceae.
AUGGAACCAGCUGGUCUUGCCGUUGGCAUCGUCGCCCUCGCCGGCCUAUUUAACAACGCUGUAGACUGCUUCGAAUACGUCCGCCUUGGUCGCGCGUUUGGUGUCAACUUCCAGACUAGCCUGCUCAAGCUAGGUCUUGCGCGCCUGCGAUUGUCGCGUUGGGGCGAGUCCGUUGGAUUGGCUGGCGACAUCGACAGCGCUCACAGCAUCCAGCAAGCAUCAGGACUGCUAGAAGAUGUCACCGGAGCCGAAACCUUGCUGUCACAGAUAAUGGUUCUCUUUGCAAACGCAGAGGGUGUUUCCAUGGAAUACAGAAGUCGUACAGGAGGACCCGAUGCGAACUUCGCAAUUCUCGACGUAGCCACGGACAUGAGGCCCCUAGGGCAGUCAUUACACGCGAAGAUGCGCGCUCUAGCUAUAAAGCGUCAGAACAACACCCCUUUGCGACAAAAGGUUCAAUGGGCACUAUAUGAGGAGAAGAGCUUCAAGGAAUUGAUCAAAGACGUCACCGAUCUUGUCGACGGUCUUGUGAGAUUGUUCCCCGCGGUACGCGAAGAGCAGCGCAGGCUGUGCAGAGCGGAAGCUUCUGCCAUCGGCUCUAAGGACUGCCUUUCUGUUCUCGAAGAAGUCACUGCACAACAGGACAAGGAUCUCAAUCAAGCCUUGGUUGACGCCUUGCUCUCGAAAGACAACCGAAGCAUGUCAAUCAAUAACUACAACUCUACCAUCGGUCAGUUCAACGAGACGAACCAAGUUUACGGCACUCAAGUCUUCAACUUUUGA